CCUGGGGAGCGGAGCACAGCGAACGCUGGCCAAGUGUUGAGCGGUUAAAUAAGAAAAGUGCCCGCCUACAACAAGUAGGCGGCUGAAAUCCCAGCCAGUGUUCUGCGCCAGCUACUUCAUCGCCCGAGGACCGAGUGCCAGUGUCUCAGUGUCAGCCUCAGCCUCAUUGCUCCAAAGUCGACCUGCCAAAGACGAAGAAGACGAGUCCUGCAGCCUUAUUCGUCCUGUUCUGGGUGCGAUAAGCGUGUAAGCCUAACAUAUGGCACCCAGCGUCGAUGCCAGCCGUCGGCACUUCUUGCGGUGUGCCGAUUAUCAUGGCAAGCAAUGUACAACAACGGCAGCAAGAUCCAUGCACCACAACUGAAGAGCCGAAGCACCAGCGAGCACGACGAGCAGCCAAAGGUCAGGGUUCAGCGGCGGGAGCAUGCCAAUCGUGGUCUAGUCAGCGAUCUUCGUUUCAUCACCAGCAGGAGCAGCAGGAUCGGCAGGUUGGCCAGCAAAGGGAGCAAGUGCAGCAGCAGCAUCAGCAGCACCACCACCAGCAGAACUAUAGAAAUCCUCGCCAGCACGAGCUACUGCAUCACCAGCGAAAAGUGCCGCCGACAAUCCCCGCCCGCGGUCGCCUUUUGAUCAGCGAAGGAGCUCGUAGGCGCGAGGUGAGGGGCUGCGGGGCGGGGGGCGGCGGUCUCCUAUGCUGCAGCCUGGACGCACUGAGUCGUCCCGCCAAGCUACUGCAAUUCGGAGUCCUCCUGCUGAUCCUGCUGCUCGCCACCCAUGGAGAUCUUGUGCAAGCGGAGGGCAAUGUUGGCUGCCAGUUUGUUAGGACGCUAUGCAUACCGCACUCCGAGGUCUGCUACGAUGAUAACAUAUUCGGAAAGUGCAUUCCAACCACCGGUGUGGACGUUGAGGACAUUGAGAAGACACCACUCACAGAGGAGCAGUCCCGUGUGCUGGCCACCAUGCUGGAGGAACUCCAGGGCGCCGGCUUAGGAUGGGACCAUCCGUACGUGCAGUGCCGCAUCCAGGGGUCGCUCUUCUCGCUCCAACGGCAACAACAACUGCCGCCUAAUCUGUGUGCGAAUCUGGCGCCGGCUCCGCCGGAAUUCGGGGAUCCGGCCAGUGCGAUGGCCUACGUGCGCUUCACGCCGCCAGAAGCGGAACCGGAAAUCGAGUACUACGAGCAGCUCUAUCCGGUGCUGCAGAAGAAGCAGAAUGCGGAUGUGGAUGACAUGUAUCUCAAUCGAAUGCUGCAAGAUCGUCGCAGGCUAAGGCAUGAUCCCUCUGAACUGGAGCACUUUGGCAAGCUGGACGGGCAUGGUCAUGUGGGUCCCCAAGUGGAUGCACCCAGCAUAAUGGACACCUUUUUGGACACCGAAAGGCAGAGGAUCGAACGGGAACAGCAGAUGGCGGCGGCGGAGCAAGAUGCCGAUCGCCGGAAUAGGUUGGAACUAUACCAAAUUCUGGCCGCCUCUGAGCCCGAUCCUCAGCCCUACCAAAGGAAACAGCCAGCGAAUGCCAUGGAUCAACUGGAGGCCAUUGUGGAGCAGCAGAAGGAGCAGCAGCAGAAGGAGCAGCGGCAGCAACAGGAGCAGCAGGAGGCCAAGGCGCCGGUCUAUGUGCCACCGGAGGAGGUGAACGAGUCGAGUGAACUCUACUUCCCGGACAACUUUGCCCCCUUCAAAAGAGCAAGGGGUCGCUUCAGGGGCGAAUUGGCCCGGGAAGUGGAGGAUGAGCCACCCAAACGUUCCUUCUUCCGGGAACUGGCCGGUGAACAGGGCUUGGAGCAGGAGAAGCCUCUGAGGCACUUGGCAGCCCCUGCUGAAUCCUCACCAGACCUGGCCAAGCGUCGUCCCCAGCCGGAUGCCUACGAUGUGGGCCUGCAGCAGCGGGAGCUGGCCUUCGAGUCGGGUUUGCUGAGGAACUCGCUAACCCCUCUCGAGGAGGAGGCCAUGCUGGCCUCCAACAGUUUCCCGCGCCAGUCCAAAAGCCAGCGCGUUUACACCGAGGGCGGACUGCUCCUGAUGCCGCAGGACAAUGACCAGGACAACGAGGACAUGCAGGCCGAUGAGCCGGAGAGUGUGAAGCAAUCGUUGCUGGCCAAUAUGCUGGGUUUUGCCAGGCACGAGCGUCUGGACGUGAAGAAACCAGGUCCUUUGCUGGGACCUCCAGCCACGGGCUCCGCCGAGAUGCAAUCCAAUCAGCUGGAGACGGACAAACUGGCACGCAGUGGCAACAAGGAGGUCCUGCCCGCCCACAUCAAGGGCAAUGGCAAUGGCAAUGGCAACUCCGACGAGGAUGAGGCUCACAAGAAGAAGAAGGUCAUGAAGCAGCAGCACUCGGCCGAGGACCAUGCGCCGCACACCGUUGACACUGAAUAUGUGCAUGUGUUCGUCAAGAACCCAAUUGACAGUUGGAACGAUGGGCAGCGCAUAAUGAAGGAGCUGGAGCAAAUACUACACAUGCAGGGAUACUUUUCUUAUUUAACCGUUCAACAACACGAAGUCAGCUUCCGGGUGAACUCAAACAACCCCGAGCGCAAGACGGCCGGCGAUGUGGCACGAACGAUCAACGAGAACCGCGGCGUGAAGAACAACAUCCAGAGGCGCGUUGGGUUCUAUGUGCUGCAUGCCGGCGUGGGUGACGUCAUCAAGGACCUGCAGGACCCUAGUGUUUCCUCCUCGCGUAUCGAACUGGCCGAACAGGGACCGGAUGUCACUCACAUCAUGGCUUACAUGUUCGCCGGUGCCGGAGCAGCCGCCGUGAUUGUGAUCUUUGUCACUUUAAUUCUGAUCAAGCGGCACGAUCGCAAGCGGGACAAGCUGGGCGGUCUGCAGUCGGGCAUCGCGGGUGCGGAAACCUGCAGCAAGGACUACCAGGAGCUGUGCCGCGCCAGGAUGGCAGGAAAAACCACCAACGGCAGCGGUGGCAAUGCCGCGAGCGGAACUACCAACGGCGGUGGCUCAAACGAACCGGCGCAAAGUGGACGGAUCACAUCGCUGAGCAAGGAGAACGAGGGUCGACCACCGUCCUCGCGAUCCAGCACUUCGUCCUGGAGCGAGGAGCCCGCCUUGACGAACAUGGACAUCUCUACCGGACACAUGGUGCUGUCUUACAUGGAGGAUCAUCUGCGCAACAAGGGUCGAUUGCAGCGAGAAUGGGAGGCUCUGUGCCGGUAUGAGGCCGAGCCCAGUGCUCGGGAAGCCGCCUCCCAGCCGCAAUGUGCGGGUCUCAAUAGACCCGGGGCACCCUUGCCAUACGACCAUUCCCGCGUGGUGCUCAACCAUCUGGCCAACGCCGAAGGACUCGACUAUGUUAAUGCCUCAACGAUUACCGAUCACGAUCCACGAGCACCUGCUUAUGUGGCCGCCCAGGGUCCAUUACCAUCCACUUUGGCCCACUUUUGGCAGAUGAUCUGGGAGCAGGGAGCCGUUGUCAUCGUGGCCCUCUGUCGCCUCCAGGAAAAUGGCGAGGUGGCCUGUGCGCGAUACUGGCCGGAAGAAGGUGCCGAGGUCUAUCACAUCUAUGAGGUUCACCUUGUUAGUGAACACAUAUGGUGCGAUGAUUACCUCGUACGUUCUUUCUACCUGAAGAAUUUGCGCACCAGCGAAACCAGAACGGUCACCCAGUUCCACUUCCUCUCCUGGCCGCACAUGGGUGUUCCUUCCCAGGCCAAGGCUCUGCUCGACUUUAGGCGGAAGGUGAACAAAUCGUACCGGGGACGUCGCUCCUGCCCUAUUGUGGUGCACGGCAGUGCCGGAGCCGGUCGGACGGGAGCCUACAUCCUGUUGGAUCUGGUGCUGGAGAGGAUGAACAAAGGGGCGCGCGAGAUCGACAUAGCGGCUACGCUGGAGCACCUGCGUGACCAGCGGGCAGGUGUGGUGGCCACCCGGCAGCAGUUCGAGUUCGUUCUGAUGGCGGUGGCCGAAGAGGUGCAUGCCAUACUGAAGGCCCUGCCAGCGAACACUUCCGGAGAGAAGCGGGAACUGGACAAGGAUCCAGUGGUGGCGGGCAAUAGUGGUGGCACCACUUCCACCAAGGAGCCACUGAAGGAGGACAAGGCGCAGGAGGCGGCCGAGGAGGAGGCGCCCACCAGCAGUUCCAAGGCAGCCAAGGAGCGGCAGGAGAAGAAGGCCAAGGAUCAGUCCAAGGAGCAGUCAAAGGAUCAGCCCAAGGAUCAGCCGAAGGAGCAGAAGACGCCAGCCAAGCCGGCGAAGCAGGCGAAGAAGUAAACCAACCCAUACAAAAUCCCGGGUUGAAGGUUAAGCCUCAGGUUUUAUGAUUGUUGCAGCGUUUCGGGGGUCUUUCUGUUUGUUAUAGCUGGUAGAAGCAACAUUAAGUUCGAUUUUGAGUUGGCAUGAGCACUUGGAAGGUUCGAAAAAGGCCACACGAGAUUGUCAGUAGACGGAUUUAAUAUUAUAUUAUCUUUCGGUUACAUCUACACCGCGCCAAAUAAGCACAGGUUGCAUUGGAAUGUGGAAGUCCUCUAUGACUUUGAUAUGCUGCCCCGGUCUGCACCAGCCCGUGAGACCCGGGGUGCAUCCGGCCGGAGGAAUGGCAUUCCAGAUGUGACCAAGUGCGGUGCAAACAACUAUAGAAACGCACGAUAUAUAUAUAUAUACUAUAUAUAGCAUAUUUGAGUGUUAAAGGAUAUACAAGCAAACAAAUAUUUACAUGCAUACCUUAUACUUACAUAUACAUGUCUAGGUGUUUAAGCAUUGGAUUCAAUUAUGAGGCAUUUUACUUACUCGUCGUACAUUUAUCGAUAUCGAUGUUGGCAUUAAACUUAAAAACUCUAAUCGAUGUGCUUAAAAAACCAGCAAACGAACGACAACAAUCGCUGAAAGGUAUACAUAUGCCAAGCCAGACAGAACAGUAAACUAGACACUGGAACACUUAGACACUAGAAUACUAGCAGACUAGAACAUCAGACAUCACCAACCCACUUCUAAAUACAUAUACAAAAAUACAUAUACAAUGGAUGAAUGCAAAAUUUGUACCUAACAAAAGUUCUAUUUACAACAUGAAAGUGAAGAAGAAAGUUUAGCGAGGAAGCAACCUAUUGAUGUGUAUGACAAUUAAUUAUACAAGGAUAUAAUCGCAUUCAAAAAUAUAUUUGUAUACACCAUAUAUAUAUAUAUAUAUAUAUAUGUCAUUAACUAUCUAGCCAACAUACAUACUCGAUAUUCGAAGUCGAGUAUUGUUUUACCAGACCAUAUGUAUGUGUGCGAAAUUCAAGAAAUUGUUCAGUUAUCAAUCGCUCCUAAAACGUAAGCUACACUUUUUACCCUUCGCAGAGCUAUAAUUAUACUACAUUAUAUUAUUAUAUUAUAUUAUUAUAUAUAUUAUAUCAUAUUUAUCCACUUUAGAACGUAAGCGUAGCUUAAGUGAAUCCAUAAAUGUCAGAGGAACCGUGCCGAAGCUCCAACCUCUGCCGGCUAAUCUGUCUCCUUCGGUUUCGAACUCAUGAUCUAGAUCAUCUACUUCAUCAAAAACUGAGGCAGCUAGAAGCCAAGGAGCAGAUUGGAUUACUGGGAGCAGUGGGAGCUUCGUGUGCGGUUAAUAGUAUGUGCCACAACAAGCUUCGAACAUCAAAGAAGAGAAAAAAAUUAAAAAGCCCAAAAAAAAAAAAAAAUAUUGGACUAAGGAGCAUGUCCCAUAAAUGUUUCCUUAGCCAUCUGGAAUAACAUCACCAGAAAAAAAAAUAUCCCUACUCCAGGCACGACUUAGAACGAAUUAAAGGACAAACAGGAAUCGAACCACGCAAAAAGUAACUAAAGAAUCACACGGUACAAUACACACACUAUACAAAACACAACCCAAGACAAACGGCCACAAAGAUACAGUGACUACUAGCGCUUAGUGAACACCGAAAACCGAACCGAUUUAGAACAAACGAUUAGAAAAAAUACGAAAAACACAAAAAAUACAAAACGAAAUAAGCUCAGAAUUGAGGAGAACGUAAGUGCAAGUGCUGCAAAUUAGCAAAGAAAUAUUCAAAAAAAUUACCAAUUAAUUACCAUACUUAACAGUUUUACGUAGCAGUUGAACUUAAACAUAAUGAAAAUGAGUUAUCGUAGUUCGAAAUAUUCCAAGACGACAAAGAUAAGAUACAUUUCAGCUAAAUUUAAGCGACAAAAAACAAAAAACGAAAAAUGAAAAUUUAUUAUCUCGACGCAAAACUUAUAAUUUGUAAACAUUUCCUUCGUUUGAACAUAACUGACACUACACUACAAAAUAAAAGCAAAUGAGAAAUCAAUAUUACAAUAACUGUGGCAAGUCCGAACAACAACUCGGGGCUUGCAAAAAAAUUAUUAAAGUGGUAGAAAAAAAAAAACAAAACAAAUAUGAGAAUAGUUAAACAUAAUUGUUUUAGAGCAAAAUAUUUAGUAGUGAGUUUUUCGAUUGAUUUACGAGUACUUGAAGCAACGUUUUUCAAAGUUAAUUAAAGAAUACAUACAAAUACAACUACGACAAUUUCAAUUCAAAUGUUCUUCGACGAAACAAAUUAAAUAAGUGUACUAACAAGCAAACGUAAAUGUAUCGUAUUAUAGUCAAUCGCAUUAUAAAGGCAAUUAUUGAUGUAUAUUUCGACAUAACCAUAAACAUAAAAGUGUUAACGAUUAACGAGGAAGAAACAACAACCAUGCGUAGAAAAAUUGAAGGAACUUAAUUAUAAUAAAUAACUUACUAUAAAGAUAAUGCAUAAAUGUCUAACGGACUUUUUCAUUCAUAAAUAAAUAUAUAUAUAUUGAUAUAUGUAUAUAUAUAUAUAAAAUCGUACCUAUUGCGUGUAUAAAAGAAAUACACACAAGUCAAGCAUUUCAUCAUUUUCCCGAAAAAUAUUUUCAUUGAUGGUGUAACAUAGAUAUACAAAAUUAUUAUUUGUAAGGCAAAAGGAGAAGCAGAAAAAGAAUAAAUCGAAUCUGACAGAUUCCGCAGAUUGAGACAAAUGGGACCUGUUCUUGCACUUGACUUUUAACUUUUCACAAAAAACGGGGCAGAUCAGGUUGUUACCAGGGCACUGGGAUUCUUAAGAGAUGAGGACAUGACCGACUGACGCCAAGAACCCAGAACGAGGCAUACAAAAUGGUUUGAGUUCCUAAAGAAACAUAACCCUGACCAUCACUUAAAAUGAACCGAUGAAAAACCCCCAAGAACAGGCUGUAUAUACGCACAUUUAACUCCGGACUAGCAGCUAAUCCUGACCUUUAACCUUUGACCUACCAAGACAGAUACUGUUACAGAAAACUGACCGAUCGGACGGAAUUUAAUGUAAGGCCUACACAAUGAGAUUUUACGGAAUAAAUUAGGAUGAUCAAAGUGCGGCGCAACUUCAUGAACUGUUUCCACAAAAGUUAAAAAUCAAGUGAUUAUAACAGGAUUUCAAGACACUAAACUAACUUAUCAAACAGGCAACCAAACUUGAAAUCUCAAUGCCACAUAAUGUUUCUUUCUUUUUGCAGAAGGAUUGAGUUUGGUAACCGCGAAUGAUAAUAUACAAAUACAAAUAAAUACAAAGAAACACUAUAUACAGGCACCAAAAAUGUGGAAAAUAUUUGAAGCAUUGAUCAGCAUGCAAUUCUUGCUGUCUAAUUCAAUUAAUUAACGUGUAAGCAAAUUAAAAAAAAAUUAAAACAAAUAAUACGAGCAGGCUUUCAUACAUUUUUGGAAAACCAAAAUCAAGUAUCUGAUUAAGUGAGGCGUUUAGCAGAUAAGCGAAACAUUUAACAAUAUCGAUGUGUAUACAAUAUGCUACAUAUAUAUCUGUUUAGCCACUGGGCAAAGAUUUGUGUUAUUAAGCAAAAAUGAUGACGAAAAAACAAAAAUGAGAAAACCCCAAAAAAAAGGUAAAAACCAGCAAAAAAUUAUGCUGGCUGAGGCCACUAAUAUCUAAAUGUACUAAAACUGAUAAAAAAGCGAAAAUGUUAAUAUCAAGCUAAUUAUAAUAAUGAAAUACACCGAACAACUACACUCGAAGAAAAGAACAUGGAGCAUACCUAUUAAAGGUUUUUUGUGCAAAACUAAUUAAUAUAUGCAAUUUAAGUGUUUUAAACAUACAUAUAACAUUAAACAUGCUACAAUUAUUUAUGAGAAUUACAUAGCAACAUGUAUACCUACAUAUAUAUAAAUCUAUAUAUAUAAAUGUUAUUAACCAAUUUGAAUUUAUGAUGAAGAACGGAGAAGGAUAUGCAUACCAAUAUCUAAAUGUAUCGCGCCAUUGUGUAAUAUGCGCUACAAAUACAAGUUGAAAAUCACAAAACAAAAACAUAUUAUAUUCUGCUGCAUGUGUAAAUUAUAUAAAUGUAAAUUAAAAGAUACCAGAAAAACAGAAACACAGAAAAAAUGCGAACAAUUUUCGAUGAUAAACAGCAAGCAGAAAAGAAUAAGGACGAUGAUGACGAUGUAGAACCGGUAAUAAUUACGAUUAAUAUUAUAAUACGAACAACAAAAAUAAUAAAGAGACCCUUAAAGAAAA
Drosophila elegans is the source of this 8476-nucleotide messenger RNA. It is a transcript of the gene IA-2, whose product is annotated as receptor-type tyrosine-protein phosphatase N2. Gene Ontology annotation, cellular component: secretory granule. The record is from RefSeq and is a predicted model, not a curated record. Lineage: Eukaryota; Metazoa; Arthropoda; Insecta; Diptera; Drosophilidae. Bases 276 to 4229 code for a protein of 1317 amino acids. Gene Ontology annotation, molecular function: protein tyrosine phosphatase activity. The transcript is spliced from 11 exons. Gene Ontology annotation, biological process: protein dephosphorylation.